Messenger RNA from Diutina rugosa, 333 nucleotides. RefSeq lists its product as uncharacterized. Lineage: Eukaryota; Fungi; Ascomycota; Pichiomycetes; Serinales; Debaryomycetaceae. The record is from RefSeq and is a predicted model, not a curated record. The transcript has a single exon. The coding region runs from base 1 to 333 and encodes 110 amino acids.
AUGACUCACCCGACGGUUAAACCGCCAUACUAUAGUGUGAUCUUCACCAGUAUUCGUACCCUGGGGAACGACGACGAGUACCACGCUAUGGCCACGCAAAUGGUGCAAUUGGCCCAUACUAUGCCUGGCUUUCUCGGCGUCGACUCGGCGCGUGACUCUAAGCUUGGGAUCACCGUGAGCUAUUGGAAAGACGAGGCCAGCAUCGCCCAUUGGAAACAACAGGCUGAUCAUUUACAGGCUCAAAAGUAUGGUAAACUGAAGUUCUAUGAGCACUAUACCGUCACCGUGGCUCGUGUAGAACGGGCCUACCAAUUUACCGCCAAAAAUCAAUAA